Messenger RNA from Humulus lupulus (European hop), 1702 nucleotides. RefSeq lists its product as uncharacterized. The record is from RefSeq and is a predicted model, not a curated record. The transcript has 3 exons. Lineage: Eukaryota; Viridiplantae; Streptophyta; Magnoliopsida; Rosales; Cannabaceae. Bases 641 to 1132 code for a protein of 163 amino acids.
CCAUUUGAUCACACUAUUUAUCUUCUUCAAUUUUUUUUCUUCAAACAAAGGUAUGUAAUUUUAAAUCUUAAAUAAGAACAAAUUGCAACUUGUUUCUAUGAGUGGAUUAAAAAAACUUGAUAGACAACUACUUUGAUUUUUGUUCUAGCUAGAGUUUUGUUAUUAGUGGGUAAAUUUGUUUUUUUCUUUAUAUAUUCUUGAUGAUAUUAAAAAAUGCAAAUCAUAUGUUUGUGAAAAUGCCUCAAUGAACUAACUUUAUUAAAUUAGAUUGAGAUUUUCAACUCAUAUACAAUAUGUGAUGCUGCUUAUGGUUUGAUAUUUGAAAUGAAUAUUUACAUUGUUUGUACUACUUCAUUAUAUUUUUUUGUUAAAAAAAUAUAUUGGAUAUGUGAUGAAGGGUGUACAUAUUAGCUUAGUUUUAUAAUUGAUAUGUUAACAAUCUUGUUUUUAUUGAAGAUUACAGUCAUGGUGCAUAAUCACUUCAAGUCAAUUUCCUUAGACUCAUAUAUUCAAAUAGAUCUUAUAAUAGUGUUUGGGUAAUGAUAUUUUUAUGUAAAUUUGCUUUCUAUUAGCGUUUUUAGGUGGAUCGACUGUCCAAUUAGCCAAGCUCAACCCUUAUACACUCUAUUUCUUGGAUUCCAUGGCACGGACAAAAGUACCAAGCAUUAGAGAUUCACAACAACCGAUUCAACGACGGUUGAUUAUUCACGAAUCUAGUCCGGAGUCGUGCUCGAAAUCAUCGGAUUCUAGUGUGCCACCAACACCUCCAGCAAACACAACAAUGACUCAAUCUAAUAAUGAGGUACAUAAUGAAGAAGAGUCAGUGACAUGUUCUAAGAAACAAUCAGAAUCACAUGUUGAUGAACAAUCAAAUUCUUCCUCUGUGCCACGACAGAAUACACUUCCAAUCGAAAAGAUUCCUCGAUUGAAGCCUAUAUUAGAGGAGAAUGAACACUUUGAGUGCAAGAUAGGUGUAAAAAGUAAAGUGGAUGAUGUCACAAAACUUAUCAAUGAUGUACUAAAGAAUGACCCGACCAACUUAAAAUUGUUCAAGGAAUCUCCACUCGGCCACUUUCUUGAACUUAAGAACUAUGAACAUUCAAAUCAAGUGAUGUGGUUAUUACUCAUUUAAGAAGCCGACUAUGAUAGAGAAUCAGAGAUGUGGUUUGUUGUUAAUGAGGUACCGAUCUGAUUCUCGUUGAUGGAGAAUGCAUUAAUAUCUGGGCUAAAAUGCUCAGAAUAUCCAAAAGGUUGGAAAAGUCAAGUUAAGUCAAACACAUUUAGAGACAGACACUUUCGUGGGAAAACAAUAGUUAGCAUUGACGAUGUGAAGGCCAAAUUUACACAAAUGUCCAACCCAAACCAAAAUAAAAAAAGGUCAAAGGAAUGUAAAUGUAUAGCCAAGCUCUACUCAUAUCAGUUGAGUCAUAUUGUAAAGGUUCUACCAAACUCAACCAUGUAUAGUCGAGCUCUACUCAUGUCAGUCGAGCCAUAUAGUAAAGGCUCUCAAAACUCAACCAUGUAUAGUCGAGUUCUACUCUUAUUAGUUGAGCUAUACUGUAAAGGUUCUACCAAACUCAACCAUGUAUAGUCGAGCUCUACUCAUGUCAAUCAAGCCAUAUAAUAAAGGCUCUCAAAACUCAACCAUGUAUAGUCACAUUGAUUAAGAUUCAAUUAUUCUUAUCAAACACAUUGUCACGUC